Molecule: messenger RNA, 1137 nt
Organism: Williopsis jadinii
Lineage: Eukaryota; Fungi; Ascomycota; Saccharomycetes; Phaffomycetales; Wickerhamomycetaceae
Product: TauD/TfdA dioxygenase family protein
Exons: 1
Coding region: 1-1137 (378 amino acids)
Biological process (GO): sulfur compound catabolic process
Cellular component (GO): cytoplasm
Molecular function (GO): sulfonate dioxygenase activity
Source: RefSeq, a predicted model, not a curated record
AUGGCGAGCAGAAUCAGUGUCUACACAGCACCAAGUGCCACUCAUUUCAGAAAAAGUGAAGACCGUAUUGAUGAAAAGUCAGGGUUGAAGAAAGUGAGCGAGAAAGAAUAUAGAACAGUUGACUACCCUCAGUGGCUCCCAACUUGGGACCCAAAUGAAAAGUACGAUUCUUAUCCAGAUGAUCUCAAUAGAGCGUUCAGCGACCGUGGUUUGUUGGCUGAUGAGCAAUUGAGAAAUCUUUUCCCACCAGAAAAAGCUGAUGAGGUGAAGGUGAAGAAGCUCAGUCCAAAAUUGGGUAGUGAAGUUAGGGGUCUGCAAUUGUCCCAGUUGGAUGACGCUGCAAAGAACGAUUUGGCUCUAUUUGUUGCUCAGCGUGGUGUUGUGGUGUUCAGAGACCAAGAUUUAAAGGACAAAGGUCUUGAGUUCAACAGACAAUUUGGAUCAUACUUUGGACCUUUGCACAUCCAUCCUUCAUCUGGUGCUCCAGAGGGUUAUCCACAGUUUCACAUUGUCUACCGUAGAAAGGACCCGACUGAGUAUGAAAAGACCUUUAAGGAUAGACUAACGGUUAAGGGAUGGCACAGUGAUGUCACUUAUGAGAAAUACCCACCUGGAACCACAUUCUUUACACUUCUUCAAGGACCUGAAACAGGUGGCGAUACAAUCUUCAGUGACACCGUGGAGGCUUACAAGAGACUCUCUCCAACAUUCCAGAAGAUCCUUUCUGGUUUGAAGGGUGUGCACUCCUCUGAGUUACAAGCUCAAGCUUCGAGACGUGAAGGUGGAAUUGAAAGAAGACCGCCAUCUACGGUUCUUCAUCCACUCGUUCGUACCCAUCCUGUUACUAAGGAAAAGGCGUUAUUCGUUCCGGGGUUUAUUGAAAAGAUUGAUGGCUUGAAGCACGAAGAGUCUGAAGCUAUUUUGAAUGUUUUAUUCGAUCAUGUCAAUAACUCCCAUGAUUUACAGAUCAGAGCAAACUGGGAACCGGGUACGGUUGCUGUUUGGGACAACAGACGUGUCUUACAUGAUGCAACAUUGGAUUGGGAUUCAGGAUCAGUCCGUCAUUGUUACAGAAUCACACCAAUGGCUGAAAGACCAGUUGAAAAUGAGGAUGAACUCGAAGAGUGGAAUCGUUGA